UCGGCGCACUUCAUAAGGGAACUUUUGAGUCGACCUCUCCGGGAAAUGUUGGUGCCGCACGGCCGGGAGGCGGAGAGAGAACCAUGCUACCGGCUGCGCUGCGCCCAUCCAGCGCAGCGUCGCACGCAGCCGCUCUGCUCCUAGCGCUCACGUUCCUCACCUGCGCCUCCAACCCCGUCGCAUCUUACUUCGGAUUAACGGGCAAGGAACCCCUCUCCGCGUUCAUCUCGGGGCCCGAGGCGGCUCACGCGGGCCCCGUACCCCGACCGGGCCGCCUCAAGGGCUGCGAGCGUCUGCAGCUGGGGGGCGAGAGGAGGAGGCUGUGCAGGAGGGACCCGGGCGUCGCCGAUGUCCUCCUGGGCGCGGCCGAGCUGAGCGCCGCCGAGUGCCGCGCGCAGUUCAGGGGCGAGCGUUGGCAGUGCGAACUCGAGGAACGCUACCGACUCAACAUACUCAAGCGAGGUUUUCGCGAGACCGCCUUCCUCUACGCGGUGUCGGCGGCCGGCCUGGGCCACGCCGUGGCGCGGGCCUGCAGCCGCGGGCGACUGGAGCGCUGCACGUGCGACGAGACGCCUGGCCUGGAGAACCGCCAGGCGUGGCAGUGGGGCGGCUGCGGGGACAACGUUCGCUACGCCGCCAAGUUCGCGCGCGCCUUCCUCCUGAGACAUGAGGCCAGCAAGGACCUGCGCGCCGGGGUGGACCGGCACAACACUCACCUGGGGAUCAAGAUGGUGAAGAGCGGCGUGCGCACGACCUGCAAGUGCCACGGCGUGUCGGGCUCGUGCACCGUGCGCACCUGCUGGCUGCAGCUGGCGCCCUUCCCCGAGAUCGGCCGCAAGCUCAAGCAGCGCUACGAUACGGCCGUCAAGGUGCUGAGCGUGAGCAACGAGGCGGCGGGCGAGGGCUCGCUGGCGAGGUCGCGGCGCCCGCCCGUCAGCGAGCUGGUCUACGUCGAGGACUCGCCCAGCUACUGCCGCGCCAGCCGCUUCUCCCCGGGCACCGCCAACCGCAGCUGCCUCAAGGGGCGCAACUGCGACAGCGUGUGCUGCGGGCGCGGCUACAACACGCGCGUGCACACGGCCGAGCAGCCGUGCCACUGCCAGGUGCACUGGUGCUGCUACGUGCAGUGCCAGCAGUGCUCCAAGCGCGAGGAGAUCUACACCUGCAAGGACGGAUGAUCCGGCCGGACGGCCCCCGGCGGGCCCCGGUGCCGCCUCGCCGACUGGGCGAGCUCCGUUCAAUGCCACCGUCGAACGGAGAGGGGGGAGGAGGGUGGAAGCCGCGCCGGCGGUGCCGGUUCUGUCCGUUGACUUCACAGCCCCCCCCCACCCACCCGCUCGACGCGACGCCGGAGCCGGAGGCAGCUCGUGCUUCCGUUUCACUUCUCGGCGAUGCGUUCAUCGAACGGAGAAACGAAACAAUUGGGGGGAGCGGGGGUGGGAUGGGGGGGUUGGGAUGAGUGGCCGGCGUUCUUCCACUUUGCUCUUGUUUCGUAGCGACGACGGAAGACAGAGAGAGAGAGAGCAGUGCGACGGACGGUGAGCGAAGGCGUCGUCGGCAGGGGGUUUGUGGACGGACCAACAACACAGGCACCGACGCCGGAGCCAACCACCCCCCCCCAACCCUGCCUCGGUCUCGUCAAGCAGACGACUCGGGCUGAAGGGCACCCCGCGGGGUUGCGCAAUGGCCGCACCGGCAAGAGCACGAACUCGGCACGCGGCGCGUGAGAGAGGGCCCGGCGUGACCCGGCGCAGGGACGAUGCUCGCACCGCCAAACUCGUGGAGGACUCCGGCGUCGUCGCUCGACCGCUUGCGCCCUGGCGGACGGCGUCUUCGUUGUCGUUGUCGCCGCCCGUGGUGGUGGCGACGCUGGUGGCGCUGGUGACCCAGUGCCCGGCUGCGGGGACGUGGAGAUGAACGAUCGUGUUGUGCUGCCGCACCGAGGGGCCGAGUGGCUCGGUCUCGACGUGUGUCAUUCCGCGAGUCGUUCCUCGGCAACGUAGCGGCAGGAACGAUGCGGGUGUGUUCCAGGGGCACCAGGGACGCCAGGGGCGCGUCGCGUUUGGGUACACGCAUGGAGAUUUGCGAAUUAUGCGAACGAAAAUGUACACGCUGUUUCAUGUAGGUUAUUGGGGGGGGGCGAAUAAAACUGUGCAAACGACACAAAAACCCACGAGAAAUUAUACAAACGAGACGGUAGAAAGAAUGGGUUCUCCAGUCGAAUGGCAGUCGUGAAUAAUGGCGAUUCAUCGAAUCACUGGGGGUGUGGGGGAGGCAAAUGAAAUGAUCUCCCUUGUGUGUCACAAUUCACCUCCCCCCUCCCCGCCCCUCCUGUGUCAGGACCGAUACAAAACCAGACGAAUACCUAAUUGAUCGUCAGGUUCCCGGAGUUGAAGGGUGUUUUGUAGAGCCGGGUGUAAACUCAAAAGACCAUGCCAGUCCCAAUUUGCAAGAGUGGCCCGGACCGUACUCGUAUCACGACUCAAACGCAGUUACGAUGCCUCCCGUAUGCCUCAUGUACAAAGGAGUGAAAACGCUUUGGAACCAGGAUACUCAUCUCGCGCAGGCUUGUGCCUGUUGCUCUUAUAGAGGUUGUCUUUUUGGGGGGGGGGGGGGGCUUAGAUCGCGUAAAUAUGUAUUUGUCGUUAAACCCGCCGCCACCACCCGACACAGCCGAUGAGUCAGGUUUGUCACGUAAACAAAACGUGCCAAUUAGUUACUAGUUCAGCACCUCCGGUUGUGUAUUGGAGAGUAAACCCACGACAUUUGCAAUUUGAGUACGACGUUUCGCUGGUGAUUACAUACAGCUUCAGAAUUGUGCCUUACGCGGCCUACAUGUUAAACUACUCUUGUGAAACUUAACCAUCCCGAAGACGAAUGCACUUACUCGAGUGGAGAUGACUGCACAGUACUUGUAGACAGGGAAGGGCUUGACAUCCUCGAACAACGGCUUGGGAUACAGCAACUUGGGAUACAGAAUUUUUGGACCGCCCAGUGCGAGUUCAAACAUGUGAAUGAAUGUUUCCAGUCAUACAAACAAAAUACAAAAAUCCUCCAUGUAUCCUUUCAACAGACAGUUGGGGCAAGGACUCAGAGCGAGCACAUAUUAGUCAUACAAACAUACGUAUUCAUAUGUAUCAUAUCCGCUAUUGCGAGUUCACGCGAAGACGAUGUGGGUAGGAUAAGAAAAUGUGUGGAUUGGAGGAGUUUUCUUCUACCUUGCGGUGAAUGGUAGCACCUCUCCUGGCUUCAGAGUUCGCGUAAACCCAUCACGUACAAGGCACCCGGAUAGAAACGUUGAUUCGUACUCACGCCAUUCACACAUGGCAAGCUUAGAGAGUCGAUUUCAAUCAACGAAUCGACGUGUCAUUACACCCCCGUUUUUAUACCCUUCGAGCACCUACGAACGCUGGCAGGGCACACGACCGGGGGUGGGUGGCCAACUCCAAGGGUCACUGUGAAUGUGCCGUUCUUACGUAGCGCAAAUAUUACACCACGAGGCAAGGACGAUGAUGACGACGAUGGACGAUGAUGAUGACUCGCGAUCAACUGCGUCUUUUUAAAGCAAGGACUGUCAAAGUGGUGUCCACUUUUCACUUUUAAAUUGCAUAUCUUCUACAUCCGAUACAAUGGGGGGGUAUAUCGUCCCAAUGCUACGGUUUCUGAUUGGUUCAACUGAGUGAUGUUUGGUAGAGUGAUGUGAAUAUGUGGGUGGUUCACGGACAAUUCCAUCCUGACCCUGACGAUACCUGCUGUAUAUUUGGAGUUUGCCUCUCUUCCCGUGGUCUCGUGGAUUUUUAUCCGGGUCCUCCGGUUUUUCCCUCCACAUUUAGAUUCAACAUCACGCAUUAAGAGUAUUUGGCUGCUAUACAUUUCCACGUGAUACGCCACUUCGUUGGGCUAUCAUAUGUGGCCAGUUCGCUUCUGAAAGAGAGCUUCUACAUAGCUCUGUGGGACUUAACAGGUAAAAUAAAAUUAAAAGUUUAAUUGUUUUUAUUCGAACGUUAUGCAGACUUCACGAACGUUCAUGCGGCCUGCGUACGAUGUUGCCCGAAUCGUCAAGCAAUGCGCGCGAACGUUCCCCGGCAGACUUUACGAUUUUUGCAAUCUAGACCUAAAUUGUGAACUGUCUCAAAAAGGCCUGAAGCGUUUUCAAGGCGGGUGUGCCUCAAAUGCGCUUACAAAUGUGGUUUGGGAAAUUGAUAGGCCAAAUAAAUAUUCUUGGUUCUUUCGAUAAAGUCACGUAGAAAGGAAAUAAUAAAAUAAUAAAAAUAAAACAUAAUGAAAUAAAAUUCUCACGACGUUUCGGCCACAACGCAAGCAGCCAAAUAAGAUUUAAAUUAAACUAUAUUUACACUUCCAUUCGCAAAAUGUCGCACAAGGCCAGAACUAAUAUCUACACGCCGCUAAGAAUGAAAUAACUUAGGAUUCGCUGAUUGGGAAGAAUCAAUAUCUAUUAUUCAAAAUCGGUGCAAUCUUUUCUUCUACUUGUAAGGAUGUCUAUUUGGAAGCCACGCACACCCUCUCUCUCUCUCUACCGAUGAACAAGACGAACACAGUACUCACUCGGGCGCCUCAACGAUGAGUGUUCCUGUUGUGACGCGUGCCGUGACGUCAUCCCGUGACGUCGUCCCGAACAGCUCACACGGUCCACCACGGGGCAGGCCAUCGGGAGAGUUCCACCCGCGGUGGACACGCGCGGUACGCUCUGUUUCGGUUGACGUCUUGAACGCCUCUCUCAUCAUGUGUCUUCGAGAGAGUCCGGAGGUGAACCGGCGAGGAAUUUCUGGCCUGUCCAACUGGCAUGUCCACGAGAUGGGGAGACAGGUUGGGGGGGGGUGAAUGAUACCUAUGGAAACUUCCAGACAGACUGCUGAAAUUGCGAGUUGUCUCACUAAACAGUCGGACGCCUUUCUAAAGGGCAGGCUCUGCCGGUAAUAAGUGAUAUUUGAAAAAAGUGUUUUAAACUCGCUUUUAUGAAAUGUACUCGUAAUGGCAGAACUCCACGACUCCAGGAAGUGGCCCCGAAGCUUGCCAUAAUGUAAAGGGCCGUGGCCAAUUACAGCCAAGUUGAGCGUGGACAAUUAGACCCAAGCCGAAACAUAACAUAUAAAAAAGAAUGUUUAAAAAUAUAGAUUUUUUAUGAUAGAAUAUAGUAUUGUCAUCAGUAUGACAUAAGUAUACCAAGUUUGCAGUCGAUACCACUUUGGGAAGUGGGUUAAAAUUGAGUUACAAUAUUUGAGGAUACAACAACGACAACAACAACAGAGUGAGUUAAAAGAAAGCGUGUCAUAAUAGAAAAACCCCUAAAAUUCAGUCCCUUCAAUCGUUGAGCUUGUAUCGAGAAGACGAUCUGUACAUUUCAAGCGACCGCAAACGACAUGAUUAUUCGUGACGGCACCAUGAGCUGCUCUCUUGCCAACGCGGACAGUAUUUAUACAGAGAUAUAUUGUGUUGUUAUUAUUCGUGUGUACAUAGCCGCAUUCUACACGUAUAGGUCAAUGUUAACGUUAUACGCUCUCAAUAAGGGUCAUUUAAAAUUAAAACUAAUAGCCGGAUGUCUUGCCAGGCAAUGCGUGCGCACUUACCUGAACGUAUACACGUCUGCGCAUGCUGUAGAUGCGCACACGCGUACA
Lethenteron reissneri (Far Eastern brook lamprey) is the source of this 5636-nucleotide messenger RNA. Its product is annotated as protein Wnt-9a-like. The record is from RefSeq and is a predicted model, not a curated record. Gene Ontology annotation, biological process: multicellular organism development; cell fate commitment; neuron differentiation. Gene Ontology annotation, molecular function: frizzled binding; cytokine activity. Lineage: Eukaryota; Metazoa; Chordata; Hyperoartia; Petromyzontiformes; Petromyzontidae. Gene Ontology annotation, cellular component: extracellular region.